Messenger RNA from Stegodyphus dumicola, 2210 nucleotides. RefSeq names its product sialin-like. Gene Ontology annotation, cellular component: membrane. The record is from RefSeq and is a predicted model, not a curated record. Gene Ontology annotation, molecular function: transmembrane transporter activity. Lineage: Eukaryota; Metazoa; Arthropoda; Arachnida; Araneae; Eresidae. Gene Ontology annotation, biological process: monoatomic anion transport; transmembrane transport.
AGUUCGUGACGUCAUCGUGUCAAGGGUGGCGGCAUAUUGUGAACUUGAGGCCUGAUGGAUUAAACAGCUGUUGCUCUUGAAAUUAUGUUUUACCAUGUAGAAACGAACACAAUUUAUUCCUGAGCAGAUAUUUAACUCUCAUGGAGAUUCGCCCGGACUUCGACGCGGGGGAAGUAGCUCGAACUGUUGCAUUAGCUGUAUCUAGCUUGCACAAUCGCUCUUUAUCAUCUGACAGCGGUAACGAUGAAACACCUCUUGUAAAACAGAAGGAUAGAAAUAUGAGUAUAAAUUCAACUCUAGAAAGCGAAGAUAAAACGAGUUUGGUUUCUUCAGGAGGUUCUAGAUGGACCAGAUGUUCAGAAUGUAUUCCUGCAAGAUAUGUGUUGACAAUAUUAGGAUUUCUUGGCUUUUGCAAUGUAUAUGCAUUGAGAGUAAACUUAAGUGUGGCAUUAGUGGCCAUGAUAAAUAUGACAGCCUUAGAAGACAAAACUAAAACUGAAACUUAUGAAUGUGGGGGUAAUUCUACAGACAAUAAAUAUGAUAAGGAUGGUGAAUUCUUAUGGUCAGAAGAUACUCGAAGUAAUAUUUUAGGAUCAUUUUUCUAUGGUUACCUUAUAACCCAAAUUCCUGGUGGUCGAAUGGCCGAAGUAUUUGGAGGCAAAUGGCUUUUUGGUAUAGGUGUUUUAAGCACCUCUGUUAUGACAUUGCUAACCCCUGUAGCAGCCAGGUGGGGAGUUAUCCCUCUUAUUAUCCUCAGAGUAUGUGAAGGCCUUGGUGAGGGAGUUACAUUUCCUGCAAUGCAUUGUAUGUUAGGGCGUUGGUUGCCAAAGUUAGAAAGAAGCAUGUUAUCUACGAUUAUCUACAGUGGGGCGCAGAUAGGUACUGUAAUUGCAAUGCCUAUUUCUGGACUACUCUGUGCCUCUGAUUUCCUGGGAGGAUGGCCAUCAGUGUUUUAUGUCUUUGGUUUUCUUGGCUGUCUUUGGUUUGUAUUUUGGGCAUGGCUUGUCCAUGAAACUCCAGAUGUACAUCCUCGUAUUACAAAAACAGAAAUACUAAUUAUUCAAGCAGGGAAGACUGAGGAUGAUUUAUGUCGUAAGACUACUCCAAUUCCAUGGAAGGCACUUUUGACCUCCAUUCCAGUAUGGACGCUUAUGAUUACACAUUUUGGUCAAAAUUGGGGGUUUUAUACAUUUUUAACUGAACUUCCUACUUAUUUAAGUACUAUUCUGCAUUUCAACAUAACCAGUGAUGGUUUUAUCUCUGCUCUUCCAUAUUUGUUUCAAGCUUUAGUCAGCUGGGGAAUAAGUUAUGUUGCUGAUUUAGCCCGACAAAGACAGUACUGUAGUAUAAGUGUGAUUCGUAAAGUAUGUAAUACUGUUGGAUUUUUUGGACCAGCCCUUUGUCUCUUUGGAGUUAUAUUUGCUGCAUGCGAUCAUGUGUGGAGUGUAGUAUUUCUGACAAUGGCAAUGGCUUUCAAUGGAUGUACGUACUCAGGUUACAUGGUUACACAUGUCGAUAUGUCCCCUGAAUUUGCUGGAACCUUGAUGGGAAUGACAAAUGCUUUUGCUACGACUGCUGGAUUCCUAGCUCCAAAAGCUGUUGGUGCAUUAACACAAAAUAAUCAAACAUUGGAACAAUGGAGAAUUGUAUUUUACAUAGCAAUUUCAGUAUACUUUGCUACUGGUAUUUUGUUUAUUCUUUGUGGAUCAGCAAAAUUGCAAAAGUGGGGUACAACCAAUUUACUAUCUCAGAAUGUUGAAAAGAGAGAGAAGAAAAAUAGUGAUGUUGAUGAACCAUGAUUUUCCUGUUUCUAAAGUAAUCUUUUAUCUCAUGGUGACAAUUGUUAUUUUUCUUGUAUUUAAUGCUUUUAAAACAAAAUAUGAAUUGACUAUACUUAAAAAUAUCUACCAUAAAUAAAGAAAAUUUUAUUGCAUUCCAAAUUAUUUGGGAUCAAAUGUUAAUUCACAUUGUUAUUAAUUUAUUUUUAACCAAAGUUUGUUUUUAAAACUCAUUUUUAUAUCUAUUUUAGUUCAAUAAUCUCUUAUUCCAGUGAAAUGUAUUAUGCUAAAAAACAGCUUAAUAUAUUGAUGUUUUUAUAUGUGUUAUAUAUAAUUUAUAUUUAUAUUUAUGACAUCCUGUUUUUGUUCCUCCCUUUUUAAGGGAACUGUGUGAUAAUGUUGAUAUAAAAUAAAGUAAGUGUUUAAAAUUUA